UAGGGUUUUUGGUAUUUAUGUUUCUAUUCAAAGUUCUUAUGUUCGACUUCGGGCAUAACAGUCUGAACUCGUCGGCAAAAUCUAGACAAACCGAAUUGUAUAAACCCGAUUCGGGUCAGGUACCGGUUUGAUUUCAAUCCUCUCUCCGUCAAUUCCAACACUCCGGCGAUGUUUUCUCGAUUCGUCCAAAGAAUCCGAAUUUCGAAAACCCAAAUCACGUCUCUCUACUCAACCAAACCUUUCACCACACUACUAAACCCUAAACCCCCAAUCCGAGUCGCCGUCUUCUGGGACCUAGACAACAAACCACCCGCCUCCCACCCUCCCCACGACGCCGCCGUGAAGCUCCGAACCGCCGCGUCGUCCUUCGGCUCCGUGAAACUAAUGGUGGCCUACGCGAACCGCCACGCCUUCAGCCACGUCCCCGCCCACGUCCGAGAAGAACGGAAAGAGCGAAAACUCCUUAACCAGCUGGAGAAAACCGGUUUAGCUAAACCGGCCGAGCCGUACUUCUGCGGCGUCUGCGACAGGAGAUUCUACGCGAACGAGAAGCUCGUCGCUCAUUUCCGCCAGAUCCACGAGGCGGAGAAUCAGAAGCGCGUGAGGCAGAUAGAGUCGGCGAAGGGAGGGCAGAGAGUGAGGCUCGUGGCGAAGUACUCGAUGAAGAUGGACAAGUACAAGAGAGCUGCGAGGAACCUUUUGAUUCCUAAGGAAGGUUAUGGAUUAGCUGAGGAGCUGACACGUGGCGGGUUUAGGGUGAAGAUGGUGAGUGAUAAGCCCGAGGCGGCGGAUAGAGCGUUGAAGGAGCAUAUGGUGGAUGUGAUGGAUAAGAGGGAGGCUGAGUGUUUGGUUCUGGUGUCUGAUGAUUCUGGUUUUGUUGAUGUUUUGUGGGAGGCGAAGGAUAGGUGUUUGAGGACGGUUGUGAUUGGGGAUUUGAGUGAAGGGAAGUUGAAGAGGGUGGCUGACGUGGCGUAUUCGUGGAAGGAGGUUGUGAUGGGGAAGGCGAAGAAGGAGGUUGAGAAGGUUGUUGGGAAGUGGAGGGAUAGAGAUGUGUUGAAGAAGUUGGAGUGGAGUUAUGAUCCUGUUUUGGACAAGGAGAGAGGCUUGUCUUGUUGUGGGGAUUGGGAUUAUGGGUUUGAUUCUGAGGAUGAUGAUGAGGUUGAGAUGGGAGAUGGUGGUGAUUGGUGGGAGAUGGAUGAUGAAGAUAGUGUUGGAUCUUCAAGAUCAUGUCAAUAAAGUCUAUAGCAUUGAUUGUGCAGAGGAAGAUAAAUCAGUGGAAGCAGAAAGCUAAGUGGAAGAGAUUGAAAUAUUCUUCACUGUAGUAAGCUCUCUUCAAAGUUUAUGUUCUCUGAGAUUCUAUAGGCAUUGAUUCAAUUUGAUUUUCUAAACCAUCGUUUGGUUAAUAUUGUUCACAAACUGUUUAGUCAGGAUAGAGACCAAAAUACAAUGCAUAAAUAGUUUUGGAUUCAUAAAGUAGAUUGAAUUACUACAGAGUGUAUAUGCAUCAAAGUCUCAAGCUAGUUUAUUUUUAGUUUUGCUA
Messenger RNA from Raphanus sativus (radish), 1540 nucleotides. RefSeq lists its product as uncharacterized. Bases 169 to 1236 code for a protein of 355 amino acids. The record is from RefSeq and is a predicted model, not a curated record. The transcript has a single exon. Lineage: Eukaryota; Viridiplantae; Streptophyta; Magnoliopsida; Brassicales; Brassicaceae.